ACCUAUUAAAUAUAUAACCCUGCAUGCUUUGUGUUUUCUAGGCAAGAAAUUUUCAUUUUCAUCUCUUCUACUCAAAUUCCAAUCUCAAAAUACUGAGACAGCCAGCAAUCGAGAGUGCCUGAAAACAGAGCAGGCUAAUAGGAACAACCCAUAUAAUUAUUUCCAUGGGAGACACAGCAGAGAAUAAGGGCAUGGAAGAGAGUCUCUUUAUCAAAGAGAUAUACGACGAAAGAGAUGGCGAUUCUUCAGCUACUCUAACAUGGCAAUUGUUCUGUCAAGAAGUGAAAAAAAUGGGUUUCAUAGCAGGACCCAUGGUCGCUGUGGUUCUCUCUCAGUACCUCUUGCAAGUUAUUUCCAUGACUAUGGUUGGUCACCUUGGUGAACUUGCUCUCUCUAGCACCGCCAUAGCCAUUUCUCUCUCUAGUGUCACUGGUUUUAGUCUCAUCCUGGGGAUGGCAAGUGCAUUAGAAACUUUAUGUGGACAAGCUUAUGGAGCUAAACAAUAUCAAAAGCUAGGAAUUCAAACUCAGACUGCUAUAUUCUGCUUAAUCCUAGUUUGCAUCCCUCUUUCUGUGAUAUGGAUUAACAUGGGAAAGAUACUUGUUUUCAUUGGCCAAGACCCUACAAUUUCACAUGAAGCUGGUAAAUUUACAAUGUGGCUAGUUCCUGCACUCUUUGCCUAUGCAACUCUUCAGCCUCUUGUUCGAUACUUUCAGACACAGAAUUUGAUCUUCCCAAUGCUCCUAAGCUCUUGUGGGGCACUUUUUUUCCACAUACCUCUCUGUUGGGUUUUAGUAUUCAAGUCAGGACUAGAAAACGUUGGAGCAGCUUUUGCGAUUUGUAUUUCAGAUUGGCUGAAUGUAAUUUUUCUUGGACUAUACAUGAAGUACUCUUCCGCCUGUGCCAAAACUCGUGCCCAAAUUUCUAUGGAGUUAUUCCACGGGAUCGGAGAAUUCUUUCGCUUUGCUAUCCCUUCUGCCGUGAUGAUCUGCCUUGAAUGGUGGUCAUUUGAGCUGCUUGUGUUGCUCUCAGGACUCUUACCAAAUCCAGAGCUUGAAACUUCAGUCCUAUCUGUGUGUCUCACAACUAUUUCUACACUCUAUGCAAUUCCAUAUGGAUUUGGUGCUGCAGUAAGCACUAGAGUCUCAAAUGAACUAGGAGCAGGAAACUCACAACUAGCACAUUUUGCUGUUUAUGCUGUGUUGUUUCUUGCAAUAGUGGAGACUACUAUAGUAAGUGCGACCCUCUUUGCCACCCGCCAUGUUUUCGGCUAUGUUUUCAGCAAUGAAAAGGAAGUAGUGGAUUAUGUCACGACCAUGGCUCCUCUGGUUUGUUUGUCAGCCAUAAUGGAUAGCUUACAAGGGGUGCUUUCAGGAGUUGCAAGGGGUUGUGGAUGGCAGCAUGUGGGGGCUUUUAUCAACCUGGCGGCCUUCUAUCUUUGUGGGAUUCCAGUGGCUGCAAUAUUGGGUUUCUGGGUGAAGUUAGGAGGUAUGGGCCUUUGGAUUGGAAUACUAGUUGGUGCCUUUACACAAACAAUUCUUCUUGCUGCUGUUACGAGCUGCUUAGAUUGGGAAAGACAGGCAAGCAUGGCAAGGGAAAGGUUAUUUGGAGGAAGAUCUUUGGUUGACAAUGGAAUAAUGUGAAUUAAAAGAUAUGGACUAAUACGGUAACAAAUACAAGGAAUGCAUGCUGAAUAAUUACCCAAAUACAAUUGAUGGACUAAUAUUGUAGUUGGGAUUGUAUAAUAUAUUGUAGUAUAAUAUAA
Messenger RNA from Hevea brasiliensis (rubber tree), 1765 nucleotides. RefSeq names its product protein DETOXIFICATION 12. Gene Ontology annotation, molecular function: antiporter activity; xenobiotic transmembrane transporter activity. Gene Ontology annotation, cellular component: membrane. The transcript has 7 exons. The record is from RefSeq and is a predicted model, not a curated record. Bases 165 to 1643 code for a protein of 492 amino acids. Lineage: Eukaryota; Viridiplantae; Streptophyta; Magnoliopsida; Malpighiales; Euphorbiaceae. Gene Ontology annotation, biological process: xenobiotic detoxification by transmembrane export across the plasma membrane.